Molecule: messenger RNA, 789 nt
Organism: Aspergillus aculeatus ATCC 16872
Lineage: Eukaryota; Fungi; Ascomycota; Eurotiomycetes; Eurotiales; Aspergillaceae
Exons: 2
Coding region: 1-789 (262 amino acids)
Source: RefSeq, a predicted model, not a curated record
AUGGUUGACCUGCUACCACCGUCAAAGAGACUUAAGAUCUCCGAAGAACUUUCCCCCACUCAACAAGACCAAGUGCACCAAGUGCUUCCUGCCAUCGAAAAACUCCGCGACUAUAGCAACAUUGGCCAAUGGCUCGACGACGUCCAUAGAGUACUGGAGACAUGGCAGCUGGAGGAGUACAUCGACCCCAGCGCUCUGAGACCUGCAACCGAUGACGAUGGCUACAUCUACUGGGAACAACAGGCAAACGUGAUCUUCUCUUGGCUGCACCUUCACAUCUCGCCUACCAUCUGCGAAGACCCCAUUUUCGUCAGCCGCCAGCCACGACUUCCCGAAGACUUCAUCAACACUGUCAGGGACGUUGUGAGCCGUGUUAGCCUGGAGACAGCCACUCAUUUCUGGUGGUCAACUAUCUACAUGGACCCUUUCGAUUAUAGAUCCUUUGACGGAUUCUUCGCCGCAUUCAGAGAUUUGGCGAAGCAGGCCAUUUUGGUGGGAGUCAUCACCCCUUAUCAAGCGUUCUUCGUCUUGCACCGGCACCUCCCGAAUCUGGAGAAUGUUUUCACACUGCCUUAUGCCAAGUACAGUGACACCAUUCAUUGCUUCGGCAUGGCUGGCGAAUGCCCUAAAAAUAUGACCGAGGAGACAUUCAACUUGUUCUGUGAGCACAUUGAAGAGCUUCCUCGGAGCGCUUAUUGGACCUGGAAGCGCGUGGAAUUUUCAGGGGCUAUGCCUAAAUACAUUGCGCAUACACAAGAUGCUUUGAAUCUGAACGCUGCAUCGAUUUGA